Molecule: messenger RNA, 839 nt
Organism: Paramecium primaurelia
Lineage: Eukaryota; Ciliophora; Oligohymenophorea; Peniculida; Parameciidae
Source: the annotation of a GenBank genome assembly
AUGUAUCUUCACGAAAUUUAAGAUAAUUAUAAUUUGUUUUAGAAUUUAGAAUAGAUAAAAUAUUUGUAAUCGAAGAAUUAUUGCAGGUAAAUAUUAAUAAAUUUCAAAAUUAGCUAAUGUGAAGUUUUUGAACUUGGAGAAUACUAAAAUAAUUAAAAAUUUGGAUUAUGGAAAUUUAUUAAUCACAAUAAGAAAAUGUACCAUUUUUGAAUAAGUUAAGUAGUGGUUGUGGUUUAUACAAUCAGAAGGCUUAGAAAAAAAGGAAAAUGGAUAGAAUUAAGUAAGGUUUUUCUUGAUGAAGCAUUAGUGACUUUUAGUGGUGAAUAUAGAAAUGGAAAAAAAGUUGGAACAUGGAUAUAUUAUGGGAUGACACAGGAUGGAAUAAUAAUAGGAUGUAGAUAUAUUAAAUUAUAUUAAGUGACUAUUAUAAUCAUAAAAUUGUGUGUUAAAUGGUGGUGGAUCAUAUGAUGAAAGAGGUAAUGGCAUUAAAUAGGGUAAUUGGGUGGAAAUCUAGGAUGGAUUUUAGAAGUUUUCUUAAAUAAAGUAUUAUGAGGUAUAUAAAAUGGUAGAAAGAUUGAUCGAUGGGAUAUUUGUUAUUAUUAGUAGUUUAGAGAUAAUUAAAAAAUAUAAAUAUCUUUUAAGAAUUUUCUACAAUUUUAGUGGAGGUGGAUCUUAUGAUGAAGGAGGAAAUGGGCAUAAGGAGGGUUAUUGAGUCGAAAUAUCAAAUGGAUUUAAAUGGGAUUCUAAAGUAACGUUUAAAGGCCAAUAUAAAAAUGAAAAAAAAGUUGGUGUAUGGAUGGAAUUUGACAUAUUGGAAAAUAAGAGGCUUAAAUCAAUGA